GUAACUCGGAAGCAGCUGCGCGCUGUAAAGCAAUAACAGCCAAUUAAUGCUUUUUUAAAAUUCCUUUGUAAAAUGUAAGCGGUAAAUCCUCGUGGACAUCACGUGACUUACUGUGCGUGGCAGUGCGCCAUACGCGUUGUUUUACGUCGAGUCAGGAAUACCUGUGGUUGUGGAAAAUGACACAAUCGAGCAAAGAAUCCGAAAAAGGGAGGCAACGUUUUGAUAUUAAUUGAAAACGCUAUGAAAGGAAGAUGACAAAGUCCAAAGGGAAUCACUUUUCACAGGUCAGUCAAAAGCCUUAAUUAAAAAACUAUGUGAAGGAAGUGGGGAGCAGGUUAGUUAUGCGAGCUUAACUUUCAUCAUGUAUCCUAGUCCUGCUACGCAGUUCUGAGUAUUUCGGUUCAAUUAACACAAAAAUAAGGCGACACAUAGAUUUUCUGACAGAUAAUCAGGAGUGGAGGCGUUUAUGGUCUGGUGUUUCAGGACGCAGACCCUGAAUUCAGACACAGCUAUAAUAGUCACCCGUUUUUAGACAUUUGGUCGGAGAAAUGUCAUUUGGUCGGAGAACGUGGCAAUAUUCAGAUCAGUCAUCAAAUAGGAUGAAAUAUUUCAUAAAGCAUAAAGAGCCAAAGUUCGUCAAAUUUUAAAUCAUGGCUCCUGCAGCGACAAUUAAGUAACAUUUAAUUAUUGGCCAUUGUAAAAGAGAAAUUAGCUUUGUUCUCUCUUGUAUCUUUGCAGAACUGACAGAAACCAAACUAUUUACAGAUUUAUUUUCAGAAAGAAUAUAUAUUUUUACAUAUCCAAACAUCAGAAUCUCAGCUUUAAGCCACAUUUUAUAGAAUCCAGAAACAUCGAUGGUCUCUCUACUCACGAAAUGCCCCAACCAGACCCAAAAAAGGUUUUGCGUCUUUAAUAUUUGUUAUAUUUAAGACACAUCAUAUCUCAUCUGCUAUGUGUAAUUCAGCAGGACAAAGGUUUUGCCAACCAACUGAGGAACAGCUGUGGAGUCAGAAUCACAUCAUUGAAAAAUACAAAGUUUGAUUCAUUUGGUUUACACAUAAGUUCCUUAUUCUGCUUUUGAAAUGUUUAAUAACAUUUUGAUUGUAACAGAAUCUCAUGUUGUUGAUGUUUUUAGCACUUGAUAAAAAAUCAGGCAAUAAAAGGCAACUGUGUGAUAAUUCUUCACAAAAACUAUUACUGAAUUAUGAAACUGUUUAAAAUUGUAGGUAAGCAUUGAGCAAAUACUUAUUCCCAAAUUAGAACAUGACUGAAAAGUUCCUUUGUUAAUUCCAUCACCAAGUGAAAUACAUCAUAUAGAUUAAAUAGAUUCCUCCCGUUUUAACAUAUUUAUAUUUCAAAGUGGGUUUAAUACCUGCUAAAAGGUUAUUUUCUAAAUUAAUCUGACAGGCCUGAUCAGGACGUAUACCCUAAUUUAUUGAAUAAGACUGUAUUCACAUGUAAGUUUUGGCUUUAUUCUUGGCACUAAGAAAGAAAAGAGCUUCCAGUAACUGAUGGAGCGUCAGCAGGCCUGGCACCACCUCGUCCUCACCAACUAAAACACAAAGUUACACCCUCGGUUGAACCAGUCGUUUAUAAAUGCUUGUUUUUACUCAGCCGGUUCUCUUCCUUCCAGAGACGCCCCUCCCUGUUUUUACUUUAGGCAUUUCUGCGUCGUCCCAACUGUUGCGCGGCAGCACCGGGGAGGUUUGCUGCCUCCAACAGGUGGAAGUGGCCGCAUGUUGGGUCUUUUCAAAGCGGCUGGCCCCUCUGUAACACCCACGUGUGCCUGGUGGCGGAGGCACUUUGUCUGCAAUUACGUGGCAGUGGAGACGACAUGAGACAGCGGCAUGCUUCCCUCUGGGGUCACCACUUUCCCAUAUCAACACAAGCGCCGGGUCACUCUCCCAGCUCCCCCCAUACCCCCACCCCGGGGCUCUUUCUCUCGCGGUCCAUUUCUCCACCUGCUCCCCAGAGGCACACUCAUUGUCCCCACGGCUAUAAACACUUCAUUGAGCUUGUGGCAGCCCUGCGCUCCCUCAAGCCCUUCCCAGCGCUCCCAUUGGCUCCGGGGACUGUGAGAAACUCCGACAGGACUCAGACUCACACAUUCAUAUGGAGAUGUGUGUGUAUAAAUACGGGACAGGAGUGGCGGAGACGGGGCAGCACAAGACUCGACCCGGCUCUUCACGCUGAGCUGAAAGCGCUCCUCUUACUCUGCAGCGAUGGCGCCCACUGCUUACGGCCAAGCCAGCAAGGAGCACCUGACUCCCGCUCACAAGCUGAGAAAGCCGAUGGUGGAGAAAUUACGCAGAGACCGCAUCAACACCAGCAUCGAGCAGCUGAAAUCCCUGCUGGGUCCCGAGUUUCUCCGGCAGCAGCCGGACUCAAAGCAGGAGAAGGCCGACAUCUUGGAGAUGGCCGUGUCGUACCUGAGGAGCUGGCAGCAGCAGCAGCACCUGACCUCCGGCCCCAUGACGGCCAGGGACGGCUACUCCCGCUGCGUCCAGGAGGCCGUCGGCUUCCUGUCCCGCAGCGAGAUCCAGACUCAGGCUCACCGGCUGCUCCUCGGCCACUUCCAGGGCCUGCAGGCGUCCGGCAGGAACGGCCUCAGCAGCCCCUCUCCACCAGGCUCUCCCCUCCAUCGGGUCAGCUCCAACAAGGAGCUGGGCCCGACCGGCGGCUCUCUGUGGAGACCCUGGUGAAACCUCCCAACAGAGAGAGAGAGAUCACUACGUCUGUGAACGUCAUGGACAGAAAAGUAAAAGACUCCCCUGGAGUCUAACUUCCUUCAACCUUGGGCACAAGUUUAACUGUGUAGUGAAACUGUGCUGGUGUUCCCAUGGAAGGACUGAAAACAGUCGGGUUGUACUGAAUAUCCACACCAUGUGUGUUCGUUCCUUCAAAAGACUUACUCUGUGAUUAGUUGCUUCUCUGUUCCUGAGUGGAACGUUAAUGGAAAGCCAUUGCUGUGCCGUUUGAACCAUGUUGGUUUUAUUUUCUUUAAGUGUCUGAGACAUUUGCCGGAACAAUCUGUGUAUCGAUACUGAGUACCAGCGAUUUAUAUGUUUCAUCAUUUGCAGUUGAUGAAGUUUUAUCGAGCCAGUGGAUCCAUGUUUACUGUAAUCCUGUUGGGAUUGUAAAACGUGUAUUUGUAACCAUUGUUUGGCUUUUAUUUGAGUGAGUGUAACUGGAAGUUCUGUUUCCUGUCUGUUUAUGACGUCCAUAAUAGAUGUUUCACAUCUUCUACUUGAUGCCUUUUACAAAGGUAUUUUAUUCUCGCUUCAGACUUUACUGAAACAGUCUCUCAUGUUGCUUCUGUGAGAAGUUUGCAUUUGAAAAUGUGAAAUAAAUCAACUUCUGAUGAAGUUUU
Molecule: messenger RNA, 3370 nt
Organism: Xiphophorus maculatus (southern platyfish)
Lineage: Eukaryota; Metazoa; Chordata; Actinopteri; Cyprinodontiformes; Poeciliidae
Product: transcription factor HES-5-like
Exons: 2
Coding region: 2223-2702 (159 amino acids)
Biological process (GO): anterior/posterior pattern specification; regulation of transcription by RNA polymerase II; regulation of neurogenesis
Cellular component (GO): nucleus
Molecular function (GO): DNA-binding transcription factor activity, RNA polymerase II-specific; RNA polymerase II cis-regulatory region sequence-specific DNA binding; protein dimerization activity
Source: RefSeq, a predicted model, not a curated record